UGGCUCCGCUCUCAGGGUAUCAUGGCGGCUCCCAGUGGGAAGGGAGCCCGGGCGCCGGAGGCUCCGGGCUGCGGGCCCCGGCCGCCUGCCCGGGACCUGGUGGACUCGGUGGACGACGUGGAGGGGUUGUACGUGGCGGUGGAGCGGUGCCCGCUGUGCAACACCACCCGCCGGCGGCUGACCUGCGCCAAGUGCGUCCAGAACGGCGACUUCGUCUACUUCGACGGCCGCGACCGUGAGAGGUUUAUAGACAAGAAGGAACGGUUAAGCCGACUUAAGAGCAAACAGGAAGAAUUUCAAAAAGAAGUGUUAAAAGCUAUGGAAGGAAAAUGGAUAUCAGAUCAGUUGAGAUGGAAAAUAAUGUCCUGCAAGAUGAGGAUUGAACAGCUGAAACAAACAAUAUGCAAAGGAAAUGAAGAAAUGAAGAAAAAUUCUGAAGGCCUUCUCAAAACCAAGGAAAAGAAUCAGAAGCUUUAUACUCGAGCACAACGGCAUCAAGAGAAAAAGGAGAAGAUUCAGAGGCAUAACCGCAAACUGGGGGACCUAGUAGAAAAAAAGACCAUCGACUUAAAAAGUCAUUAUGAGCGUCUGGCAGAUCUUCGGCGGUCUCAUAUAUUAGAGCUCACCUCUGUCAUCUUCCCAAUUGAGGAAGUGAAGACUGGUGCGAGAGAUCCCGCGGAUGUGUCUUCAGAGAGUGACAGUGCCAUGACCUCCAGCACCGUGAGCAAGCUUGCUGAAGCCCGGAGGACGACUUACCACUCAGGGAGAUGGGUCUGUGACGACCACAAUGGGGACACCAGCAUCAGCAUCACAGGGCCUUGGAUUAGCCUUCCCAACAACGGGGACUACUCUGCCUACUAUAAUUGGGUGGAAGAGAAGAAAACCACGCAGGGGCCUGACAUGGAGCAUAACAACCCUGCUUACACCAUCAGCGCUGCGCUGUGCUAUGCGACUCAGCUGGCCAACAUUUUGUCUCAUAUACUCGACAUAAAUCUUCCUAAAAAGCUGUGCAACAGUGAAUUUUGUGGGGAAAAUCUCAGCAGACAGAAAUUUACUCGAGCAGUAAAGAAACUGAAUGCAAAUAUUCUUUACUUGUGCUUUUCUCAGCAUGUAAAUUUAGACCAAUUACAACCACUGCAUACCCUCAGGAAUCUAAUGUACCUGGUCAGCCCGAAUUCUGAACACCUAGGCAGGUCGGGACCCUUUGAAGUGCGCGCAGACCUCGAGGAGUCCAUGGAAUUUGUGGAUCCCGGAGUUGCUGGAGAAUCAGAUGAGAGUGGAGACGAGCACAUAAGUGAUGAGGAAACCGACUUGGGCACAGAUUGGGAGAACUUGCCAAGCCCCCGGUUUUGUGACAUCCCUUCCCAGCCCGUGGAAGUCUCGCAGAGCCAGAGCACCCAGGCCUCCCCGCCCAUCGCCAGCAGCAGUGCGGGCGGGAUGAUCUCCUCCGCUGCAGCCUCGGUGACCUCCUGGUUUAAAGCUUACACUGGACACCGUUAAUGAGCAUGAAUCAAAAUGUGCCAGAUUCGCAUCAGGAAAGUAAACUAGUAAACUAUGUAUUUAGGUAAGAUCAUGCCUGGAACAAAAAGUUUUUUUAACUGUUUUUUUGAUGUUGUUAAUCCUCACCCGAGGAUAUUUUUCCAUUGAUUUUUAGAGUGGAAGGGACGGGGAGAGAGAGAAAGAAACAUCGAUGUGAGAAACAUACAUUGAUUGGUUGCCUCCUGCAUUUGCCCCAGUCCGGGCCCGGAAUCGAGCCUGCAUCCCAGGUAUGUGCCCUUGACGGGAAUCGAACCCGAGACACUUCAGUCUACAGGCCAAACUGGCUAGGGCUAAACUAUUUUUGUUGUUUAAAGCAGGGAGAUAGGCAUUUCUUUGUCAAAUGGCCAAUGGUGGUGACAGACAUACUGAGGAUAAUAAAACAGAGGGGUCAAAGGUCCUUCUACCCAGACUAGUGUUGGUGGAAGGAGGACCAGUGCAUGAGGCCAGUUCUGUUGAGGCAGAAAUUCAUCUAGGCUCCCUCUGAUCACAGGCCAGAGGACCCAGACCCGGCCGACAUGUUGGUCCUCGUGAUGCUGAUCACAGGCGAGAGGACCCAGACCCGGCCGACAUGUUGGUCCUCAUGAUGCUGAUCACAGGCCAGAGGACCCAGACCCGGCCGACAUGUUGGUCCUCGUGAUGCUGAUCACAGGCCAGAGGACCCAGACCCGGCCGACAUGUUGGUCCUCGUGAUGCUGAUCACAGGCCAGAGGACCCAGACCCGGGCGACAUGUUGGUCUUCGUGAUGCUGAUCACAGGCCAGAGGACCCAGACCCGGCCGACAUGUUGGUCCUCGUGAUGCUGAUCACAGGCCAGAGGACCCAGACCCGGCCAACAUGUUGGUCCUCGUGAUGCUGAGACUAUUCCUGUCACUUUAUGUUGUAGAGAUUGAAUCUCAAGGAACUGAUUCUUGAUGAUUAGGACUUGAAAGAUAAAAAACUGUUUGAGUUUGUUUUUAUGCGAUCAUUUUUGUAUAGAAAACCAGCAGGCAAUUUGAGAUACUUGAUUUCUUUAUAAUUUGGUCACGUUUGUUUUUUAGGUCAAGGAUUUUGGUUUUGUUUGGAAGGGUGGUGUUUAUUUUGGGGGGGAAAGGGGGCGGGGAGUAAUUUAAACAUUAUUUCACUUGUGCUGCUCUGUCGUAGCUCAUCAGACAUUCCUGUUUUUCUUUCUCCCCACACACCAAAGAAACUAAGCUCUUUUCUUUAGGACCCAUAUCCAUGAACAGAAGAAAUUCUAGCUGCAAUAAUGUCCUAGAGAUUGUAAACCUAUUUUCUUAUAUUCUGAGUGGAAUUUAGUUCAUUCUUACCUAGAUGAUUGAAUUCCUACCACCUACACUAUGUGCAGUUUGAAAUGAAACUUAUUUUCUAUGAGUGAAAGAUUAAGUCAUUAAGGUUGUUUGCUAAUGAGGUUACUAGUAAAAGCCACUUUUAAUUAAGUGGCCUUUAGUAGUUUUCUGGUGUCCAGUUUGUUUCUAAGGGAUAUUGUAGGUGGCAGGUUUUUCCAGGGAAAGCUAUCCUGCCUGUUUCCUAGAAGUCUUUGUUGCUCUAAGGACACUACCUUCCUCAGAAAUGCAGAGGAAAUCAUAGCUGGUACUCCUCCUGUCUCCUGGGGGGAAGCUCCAGGGAAGGAUGUUUCCUCACCAAGAGACCAUUUUCAGCUCGUUUCUUGUCAUUCUCUAGUGACAAUCUUUUAAGAAAACCGUAGAGAGGCAUUAUGUACAAAUAUGUAAGUAGUUUAUUUUUAAUAACUGCAAAAAAAAAUCCUAUGUAACUACAAAAAGAGAUCCUAUGAAAAAUUCCUAACAGGCAUUAUUACCAUAUCUUGUUAGUGUGAUUAGCAUGAUAGUACCUCAGAUAAAUCACUUGGGGCUUUGCCCUGCCCUAGCAUCUUUUCUCGUUGUAAUUAUUAGAGAUGAUCUUUGCCUCCAAACCCGAGGUGCUAUAAAGCUUUUGCUAUUGGUAUAUUAGUGUUUGGCAGAGUUUGGGGUAGAGUUGCAGAAGGGUUGUUUAUUCCUACCCAGGAGUCCCAAGUUCCCUGAGUAUGAAUUUGCCACUUUAGGAGGAAACAGGCUCUGUUUUAACUGCUCAGCUUUAUGUUGCUGGGCUUGUGUUGUACCAUCCAGGCCUGUAAUUCAGAGUGGUUGACUUGAACAAACACCAAGUGAACUUAAUCCCAUGAGGUAAGACUUACCAGGUACUUCCAGCCCUCAAAAAGAAGAGCUUAGUCUCAAGAGUUGAAAGACUGGGAUUUGGGGCUUGAGGGUAGAGCUUGACUUCAGCUGAAAGAUGGACAAUAGUCCCGGUGGUUCUCAAAUAAGCCUCUUGGAAACUAUGAAUGUGAGAUGAAGCUUAAGAACAGAAUCCAGAGAUCACAAACUCAUAACUAGAAUAAUUCAACAAACCGUGCAAGGAUAUGGGAGAUGUAGGGAUAGAUAGGGUAUAUUUUGUUGUUGUUUUCAACUAGAGGCACUUUACUUAGGGUUAAAAUGAUCAAACCCUUUAGUGGUUAUGAACACCAACAUACUGGCUUACACUGCUGAGGUAUUUUGGUUUUCAUUAUUUUGCACUGGAUCCACCCUGUAAAUAUUCUUAAGUAUACAUUUCAACCACUGUUUUUUCUAUUCUUUUUGCUGCUCAUUAAAUUCUUUCAUGUAGGUGCCAGAACCAUAUGUAAACAGCUUUUUUAAAAAUUGAAGCUGGUUUUUAUUUUUAAGCAAAAAGCCAUAGACCUUGGUCCUUUAUUCCACAUUAAAAUGAUUUGUUGAAACAAAAUAAUACUAAUAAAAAUCCAGAGGCACCAAUAGGCCGCUUAAAAUGGUUUGCUAAAGACUUUUUUGUAAUGGAGUCUGACUAAGAAAAGUUUUGCACAUCUGUAAGUUAAGACAAAAAACAUGUCAGCAUUGGGUCUAGCAGACAGGAUACAUUUAAGGAUUCGUGUGUUGGUAAUUUGGAAAAAAGCAUUUGGUGGCAUGCUGUUAAAAGAACUACAGUGUCUGGGAAUCUCUUCCGUGGUGUCAUGUUGCAGGAAUUUCCCAUUGCUCUGCAACUUCCAAACCAGAUUGAGUCAUACAAAUGUUUUCUAAACUUUUAUUGUAUUAUUACAAUAAACCUUUUACCAGUAUUUUGCUAAUA
Messenger RNA from Myotis myotis, 4667 nucleotides. It is a transcript of the gene ATG14, whose product is annotated as autophagy related 14. The transcript has 10 exons. Gene Ontology annotation, cellular component: autophagosome; phosphatidylinositol 3-kinase complex, class III; mitochondria-associated endoplasmic reticulum membrane contact site. NCBI's taxonomy places the organism in Eukaryota, Metazoa, Chordata, Mammalia, Chiroptera, Vespertilionidae. Bases 22 to 1500 code for a protein of 492 amino acids. Gene Ontology annotation, biological process: autophagosome assembly; cellular response to starvation; mitophagy. The record is from RefSeq and is a predicted model, not a curated record.